CCACAACACAUAACAUGUCGUUGUCCAAUCCAUGCACCCAGAAUGGCGGUACAAUCCUUGCCAUCGUCGGUGCAGACUUUAGUGUUGUAGCGGGUGACACUCGCCAGAGCGAGGGAUACAAUAUUCAGACCCACUUUGCUCCCAAGGUAUUUCGGUUGACGGACCGUGCGGUGUUGGCUGUAAAUGGUUUCGCAGCUGACAGAAACAUGUUCGUCAAGAAAGUAAAGCAGCGCCUUGAAGAUAUGCCCCUCCGUUCGAUUGCGCGGUUGAUCCAGACGAUGCUGUACUCCCGUAGGUUUUUCCCGUACUACGUGUACAAUAUCUGGGAGGUAUCGAGGAGGACGGUACGCUCUGGUGCAGUGUACUCCUUCGACCUCGUCGGGUCCUACGAGCGCGAAACUUGCCGCGCAGCAGGACCAGUCCAGUCCCUGCUACAGCCUUUCCUGGAUAACCAGCCUGCGCCAGGAACGCCUCACCUGACACAUUUGCCACUAAAGGUAGUGCUCGCACUCGUCAUUGAUUCAUUCACGAGUGCAACGGAGAGGCACAUCGAGGUCGGAGAUGCACUGCAAAUCUAUAUUGUCCUUGCCAAAGGACGAGGCUUGCAGGGGUUGGAGGGCGCAAAAGGUUUAGAAGAGUUAACGAUAUCGGAGGAUGGCGAGCGGAUAUUUCUGGUUCAGCAAGAUCUCAAGAAGGAUUAGUAAUCCUCCGAAAAGUAUGCAAACUAUCAUAGUUUUAGUACACAAGCCAA
Pisolithus orientalis is the source of this 751-nucleotide messenger RNA. Its product is annotated as nucleophile aminohydrolase. The coding region runs from base 15 to 701 and encodes 228 amino acids. The record is from RefSeq and is a predicted model, not a curated record. NCBI's taxonomy places the organism in Eukaryota, Fungi, Basidiomycota, Agaricomycetes, Boletales, Pisolithaceae. The transcript has 6 exons. Gene Ontology annotation, cellular component: proteasome core complex.